AUGCGCUUCGGCGUGCGCAACGUCUACUACCUCCGUAUCUCCACAUCCACCGUGAUCCCGCUCUACCUGUACCUGGAUGAACGUCACGUCGAGUGGAUGAGCGAGCGCGUGCUGCAGCACGUCCUCGCAGAUCUGCGUCCACAAAUCCUGCAGAAGCUGAUCGACGAAGCGGACGCGCAGCUCGGCCCCGGCGGACCCGCGAACGCAAAGCGGGCCAGCGUCGACGUGCAUCGCGGCGAUACAUACCAAUUCGGCUACUUCCUGCGGAAGAUGGAGCCCCAUUCCGUGCUCAUCAAGACGCGUCACUUCGUUCCCGCUCCGGACCCUCCCCCGCCCGCUGUCAAGGAACCGUCUAAGGCGCCGUCCCCCGAGCCGUCCACGCAAAAGCGGAGGAAACGGCCAGCAAAGAAGCCCUCUAGGGCGAAGAACACGAAGCGCCCAAAGACAAAGGGCAAACAGAGGGCGAGAGACACGGACGAGGAGGACGAGCCCAUGGUGAUCUCUAGUGACGACGACGAGGACCAGAUCAGCGCAUCCCCCAGCGUUCCUGCGCCCCCGCGGCGCUCCGCAAGGGCCCGCAAGCUCGUGGCUGGGGGAUAUCACGAAAACGAGGACAUCAAUCUCGACGAGCAGCCAGAAAUUGCGGACGGUGACGGAGAUGUCGAGAUGGUGGUACCUAACGAGGAACCGAUAGUGCGACCGAUUGAGCCCGGGGAUCAUCCGCUGCCCUCUGGCCUGGAUGACGCGAGCCUCAUCACAAUCGACGAAGCAGAGGACACCCCUACAGUACCGGUCAAGCACGAAGUCGCAGAACCUGCGCUCUCCGAACUGCCUCCUACAGACAUUACAGUAGAAUCGCCUCUAGAGAUCGUUGCAGAGUUCAACACCCCCGCCAUCGAGCCCGCCCUCGUGCCGGAUGAGACGGACAGCAAACAAAAGCUACAGCUGCAACUCCGAUACCAGGGCUUUAACAUCCAAGGCCGCUGCCUCUGCGUGAUCGUCGAGCCAUACCCACCGAUCCGCGCGCCCUCACGAGCACCGUCGUUGACCCCCAUGGGGCUGGUUGGACCCCGCGCGCGCAGUAUCGCUCCGCCGGACUUCGUGCCGAGCGGAGCCUCGCAGAGGGAGCGAACGCCGCUGUUCCUCCCCGAGUACGAUAGAGAGCGCACCGAGACGCCUGCCCCGUCAAUGUUUCCGCGCUCGCUGCCUCCUGUGCCCCUCUUUUAUGAGAGUGCGCCGCGGGAGGAUAGUGACGAUGAGGGCGGGAGCAUGUUGAGCUUCAGUCAAGUACUCAGGUCUCAUCAGGCCAUUACUGUGGAAGACGACGAUGAGAUGGAUGGUUCUGUACUUUUUGGCGACGCGGACGAGAGAAAGGAAAUGUGA
Molecule: messenger RNA, 1383 nt
Organism: Sparassis crispa
Lineage: Eukaryota; Fungi; Basidiomycota; Agaricomycetes; Polyporales; Sparassidaceae
Exons: 5
Coding region: 1-1383 (460 amino acids)
Source: RefSeq, a predicted model, not a curated record